Messenger RNA from Cherax quadricarinatus, 3474 nucleotides. Its product is annotated as serine-rich adhesin for platelets-like. The record is from RefSeq and is a predicted model, not a curated record. NCBI's taxonomy places the organism in Eukaryota, Metazoa, Arthropoda, Malacostraca, Decapoda, Parastacidae.
UUGUUUCUUUCUAGGUCCUCCACCACUCUCCUGCCGUUAAUAUCAAUGACUCUGCAUACUACACACGUCAGUGACACAAGUCUGUAGUUUAAUGCCUCGUGUCCGUCUCCUUAAAAAUUGGGACUACAUUUGCCAUCUUCCAUACCUCAGGUAGUUGUCCAGUUUCAAUGGAUGUGUUGAAGAUUUUUGUUAUUGGCACACAUAGCAUCUCUGCUCCCUCUCUAAGGACCCACAGAGAGAUGUCCUGUCCCACCGCCUUUGAAGUAUCAAGUUCACAUAGCAGCUUCUUCACCUCCUCCUCGAUUGCAAUGUUGGAGGCACCAUGUAUGUAGUGCCGCCUGUGUUUUAUACAGUGCCGUUACCUACCACCGUCACCCACUAGGUGGUCAGACCCUCCCUCCCCUACACCACUGUAGCUGGGGAAGGUGGGACACUACCGUGGUAGGUGGUACGCUUCGAUGAUAGAUGUGACGCUACGGUGAUAGAUGGGACGCUACGGUGAUACAUGGGACGCUACGGUGAUGCAUGGGACGCUACGGUGAUAGAUGGGACGCUACGGUGAUACAUGGGACGCUUCGAUGAUACAUGUGACGCUAUGGUGACAGUCAGUGGGUAAGAACAAACGCUAUGGAAGACACCGUCACCACUAUCUCUCCCAGGGCCCGUGUGUCGCGCCAGAGGUUGUCAGCGUCACUACGUGAUGACCGAACACGUUCCUCCUCAUCGUCGUCCUCUUUAAGUUCUUCCUCGUCAUCGUCGUCGUGUUCGUCCGUGUCUAAGGUAGCCAUCAUCACGAGCGUCAACAAAGAUGGCGGCUCCACGGAUGUCCCUCCCACUGAAUGUCCUCCAUCUGUUGCCUCCUCUCCUUGCUCUUCUCGAUCUUCCUUAUUUUCCUCUCCGUCUUCCACUUCCUCCACGUGUGAGGUUAAGAAAGAAGGAGGAGAAAGAGAGAGUGAGGGCCAGCUUAGUACUCUCAGUGUCGAGGAGGAAGAAGAGGAGUCGAGUGCCUCAGGGUCUACAAGUGAUGCUGUCACUCAGUCAACGUCUGCAGCAUCUUACAUAAAGCAGGUAGAACCCAUCUUCCUGCGGUGUCCUAAGAGAGUCGAGGAAAACCUAGCUGCCUCUCACUCCUUCGUCAGAUCCCGUGAGGAAGGAGUAAAUCACAGCCUCCUCACAUGCUCCUCUCCCACCAUCACCAGGCUGGAUACUCGCACCACCGCUGGUGAUGAACUUCAAGUACGACUCAAUGCCAUACUUCACUCCAGUCGACGCCUCAGUGACGCAUACUGCAGACGCACGCCCACAAGUGUCCCAGGGACGAAAUGCUUCGAGGACGUGAUGGCCUCGUCAUCUCUCUCAGAGUUGUCCUCUUCCUUUCCGCCUUCUUUCUCGAGUGAUCACCUGGAAGCUUCAAAUUCAGCAGAAAGCUACGAGUCGUGGAGCCUUUAUGAGGAGUACUCGAGGCCACACUCGCCCUCGAGCUACGACCCAAGUGGCUACUCAAGCACGGACGCCUGCAGCUCCCUGUAUCACGAUCGACCGUCCAGUGGUCGGGAGGACCAGUGCUCGAGCCUGUCAGGCAGUCAGGCUGAGUGCCACUUCACUUUCCCAGAGUCCGAGAAUGACCUCCAGCGUCCAGACAUCCCCCUCUACCCCAGAUCCCCUCGUUACUCCAUCUUCACUAUAAGUGGCACUCUGGCAGACCCCUUUGGUACCAGAGCCAAGUACUCCCUCAGAAGCCUUUCAACGGCGCACUUCUAAUGAGGAAGCUCUCUAAGUCUGCGUUUCCACGCGAUAUUCAAGAGAAGGGGAGAUGGGUGCCUUGAUGCUGCUGAAGAACUAUUAUUCCCUUCAGUGGAUCAAACCUGAUUGCCUUCCAUUCCCCAAGCCCUACGAAUUUAGCGCUUAUUUUAUGAAUAUACUGUAUAGAAUUUGUGAACUAUAUAAAAAGUGUGAAGAUUUAUCGUUACAAAAAACUCGAGAUUGAUAGUGAUGAUGUGUCUUUGUGCUAGACUCUUCAGUGUCUGGCACAGACUUGAUGAAUCAGGGGUUCUGAUAAACCGAGAACAAGAUAUACAUCUGGCACCAUAGUACCGACACCAGUAUUGUCAGGUGGCUGUCCCUGAACAGUGAAAGAUUGUGACUUUGUAAAUGGUCCAAGUCGGACCGAAACGUUGUCGUAAGCUCCUCUUUCCUAUGCGUGGGUUAUUUGUGUAUUGUUCCAGUCACGGUAUUGUGCCUUUUUGUUAUCUGUGUACUGAAGGGUCGUCAUGUAUCAACAAAAGAGAAGACAAAUACAAAGUGACUUUUUUGACCGCUGAACGGGUCGUUACUUGACAAGAACUUGUUUCAGGUGACUUUCCUUUGUUUAUACAUUAACAGCAGAGGCUCUAGUGACACAACACUAUUGCUGUGAUGGAUGACAGGUGCUGCCUGUGGCGGAUGACAGGUACUGCCAACAAGCAGAAAGACUGAUUUGCGAAAUCAGUUGACAUGAUUAUGAACACCGCACUAAACGGAGUGGGAUUCAAACCCAAGGCAAACCAGACCUUAAACUAGCAAGUCAGUGCACUAGCUGGCUUCCUAGGUGCAGGAUGGGCUCUGAAUCCCACUCUUGUUCACCUUUUAGGUAGUGUAUAACUCUGAAUCCCACUCUUGUUCACUGCGAGGUAGUCUAUAACUCUGAAUCCCACUCUUGUUCACUGCGAAGUAGUCUAUAACUCUGAAUCCCACUCUUGUUCACUGCGAGGUAGUCUAUAACUCUGAAUCCCACUCUUGUUCACUGCGAGGUAGUCCAUAACUCUGAAUGCCACUCUUGUUCACUGCGAGGUAGUGUAUAACUCUGAAUCCCACUCUUGUUCACUGCGAGGUAGUCUAUAACUCUGAAUCCCACUCUUGUUCACUGCGAAGUAGUCUAUAACUCUGAAUCCCACUCUUGUUCACUGCGAGGUAGUCUAUAACUCUGAAUCCCACUCUUGUUCACUGCGAGGUAGUCUAUAACUCUGAAUCCCACUCUUGUUCACUGCGAAGUAGUCUAUAACUCUGAAUCCCACUCUUGUUCACUGCGAGGUAGUGUAUAACUCUGAAUCCCACUCUUGUUCACUGCGAGGUAGUCCACAACUGGAUCAAAGUCGUAUAACACCCACAAGAUGAUAAGACACACGGGUGGCACCUAAGUAUCUUUAUUUAGGCGAUGCCUCACCCACCACUGACCUUAUUAUUAAAGCCCCUGGAGGGCGAAACAUCGUUUUAAUAAUGAUAACCAUGUGUUGUACAUGUGUCAGACUCAGCACGUAGAACGGUAAAGCAGAUUAUCCUACUACACAAUACUACAUACAAGAUUUGCCAGCCAAUAUAUAAAUCCUUUUUCCAGACUAAUACAUUAUAGAUUAUUAAUUCACUGACAGUCUUUAAUGUAUCAUUACUUUUAUAGUUAAUAACUAAUUAUCAUUACUUUUAUAGUUAAUAACUAAU